This is a messenger RNA of Pistacia vera, 725 nucleotides long. Its product is annotated as QWRF motif-containing protein 9. The coding region runs from base 1 to 387 and encodes 128 amino acids. Gene Ontology annotation, cellular component: nuclear microtubule; cytoplasm; centrosome. The record is from RefSeq and is a predicted model, not a curated record. Gene Ontology annotation, biological process: spindle assembly; centrosome cycle. NCBI's taxonomy places the organism in Eukaryota, Viridiplantae, Streptophyta, Magnoliopsida, Sapindales, Anacardiaceae. Gene Ontology annotation, molecular function: microtubule binding. The transcript has 4 exons.
AUGUAUUUGGAAGAAUCAUCGCUUAUGGAACGGGAUUACUCCAGUUCAUUGUUGGGGGCUAUAGAAGCUUUGAGGGCUAGUACACUUCGCCUUCCUGUUGUUGGAGGGGCAAGGGCAGAUGUCCAAAAUGUUAAGGAUGCUAUUUCGUCAGCAGUUGAUGUGAUGCAGGCAAUGGCUUCCUCAAUAUGCUUAUUGUUAUCAAAGGCUGGGGAAGUUAAUUCCUUAGUGGCUGAACUUGCCCAUGUAAGUGCAAAAGAACAUGUUUUACUUUGUCACUGCAAAGAUCUCUUGUCAGCAAUUGCGGCCAUGCAGGUGAAGGAAUGUAGUGUGAGAACACAAAUUUUACAACUGGAACGUAUACCUUCAAGCCUGACAACGAAAGUGUAAAGUUUACAUCAUUUCACUGUCUAUCCCUAAUACUAACGUGACUUAAAAAAAUCCCAUUUCUUCUUGGAAUUAUGGAGCCGCACCUAAUAAGGGAUUGAAUCAUUGUUGUGGCUUUUAAAAAGCAGAAGAGUGCUUAUUUGGCCUUUGUUCUCAUACGUCAAGGGUUAACUGUAUUAGGUCUAUUUCUGUUUGCAUAGGUUGCGGUCUUUCUCAUAGUCAAAUUAGGUUGUAUACAUUUUACUUUUUCUAUAGGCCAGAGGAAAGUAUAAUGUAAAUAUGUGUAAUGAUGUCUGCUAAUUUUCUAUUAUUCAAUGGUUUUAUCAAGUUUGUUUGUGUUA